AUGGCGUCGGGCUUUGGCGAGCUAGUGCUGGUGGUGGGUGACAUCCACAUUCCAUCUCGGUGUUCUGAGGUUCCUGAAAAGUUUCAAAAGAUGCUGGUGCCGAAUAAAAUGCAGCAUGUUUUGUGUACAGGAAAUGCUGGUUCAAAGGAGCAACUCGACGAGCUACGACAGCUGGCGCCCAAUGUCCACGUUGUGGCCGGAGACUGUGAUCAAGAAGGAAUGUACCCGGAUACGAAGGUCGUCACGAUUGGCCAAUUCCGGAUCGGGCUCUGUCACGGACACCAAAUUAUCCCGUGGGGCGACCAGCACAGCCUCGCGGCUCUGCAGCGAAAGAUGAACGUCGACAUCCUUAUCACCGGCCAUACCCACACGCCCCACGUCCGGACGGAACAAGGCAAGUGGUUUGUAAAUCCUGGAUCGAUUACAGGCGCGUUCAGCAGCCGUACGAGAGAUGUGGUCCCGAGUUUUAUACUCAUGGCAUUGCAGGGGCCGAAAGUCGUGGCUUUCUUAUAUGAGCUGAAGGAUGGAGGCGUGAUCGUCUCAAAGAGCGAGUUUACCAAGGAAUCGUUGUGA
Peronospora matthiolae is the source of this 573-nucleotide messenger RNA. The record is from the annotation of a GenBank genome assembly. NCBI's taxonomy places the organism in Eukaryota, Oomycota, Peronosporomycetes, Peronosporales, Peronosporaceae.